Molecule: messenger RNA, 2100 nt
Organism: Penicillium paradoxum
Lineage: Eukaryota; Fungi; Ascomycota; Eurotiomycetes; Eurotiales; Aspergillaceae
Exons: 2
Coding region: 1-2100 (699 amino acids)
Source: RefSeq, a predicted model, not a curated record
AUGGACUCUGGUGUGACACAGAUGCCUGCCCCGUCAUGCCUUCCGGUCCAGGUUCAAACUCACAUAAAAAAUCAGGGCUCGAACUCGUCGGCAAUGAGCCACGAUGGCAUAUCAAUCGCCGAGGCCGUCCCAUCACCCCGGAGAUGGUCUCCCACCUACAUACCUCGCAGGCGAAGCAGACAAGUGCCCUCACUAUCAUUUAUACCGUCACCAGUGAUGCCGCGUGUAGAGUCGCAGGAUUUUUCGACUUCGUCAACCCGGCGGGCUGCAGACCGGGGUACAGCUUGCAUGUCGCCAUUUCGCUCUGUUCGAAAGAUGAAAGAACCUUUCCAGUUGAUGCUGCCAUCAUCCCCAGCAUCACUUGAUGGUCCUCCUCCCGCCUUCCCUGAGAAACCCAGCAAACUAUCUACAGCGCCGGCCGAACACACACUGCGAACAUGGCGUUCAGACCAAAAUCUGACCUCUAGUAGCAUGGAUGCAUUUGGCCUUUUACCCAGCCCACCCAUGUCAGAGUCGAGGCCCGCGAGUACUGGUCCAGAAAUAUCUUACUUUGAUUCUUUCUCCUCGCAAGCAUCAGAGCGAUCUAAGGACGAGACGGAGGAGCAAGAGGCGAACGAUUUCACUCAAUCGGACGGUCCUGUCCCCAAAAUGACAUUGAACGUUGCAGAAAGAGCAACGUACACGGCGUACCGUCCUCCAAAUUGGGAGAAUCAAUCGCGUCCAGAUGUUAUGAAUGUCCACCAAGCACACUCAGAGUUUGUACGGCUAUGCGAAUCCGGCAACGAGCAAGGUGCACCUGCCUCAAAAACUGACACUCCGACUCCUACUGCAGCAUCCCCCAAAUCAGCACAUAGCGAGAGAUCUCUUGUUCCUGGAAGCUCACCAAGACCUCAACGCCUCAGGGCUGGGACAGUCUCGAGUGAAGCUAGCUGGGUGCCUAGCAAUUUUUCAUACUGUGAGCGAUGGCUGCAGGGUGUGCCAGUUGACAAAGCGAGCGAUCAAGGCACGCCUGCAAAGGAGUUCAACAAUCGGCGUAAAUGUCAAAUUGUCGAGAAUGACCCUCCUAUGCCCAAGCUGGACAUAAUCCCGGGAGCUAAAGCUCUGAAAAAAUAUGUAGUCCAUCCCAAAACAAAGCCCAAGCUUGUGGAUAUUGCGCGCCAAUCAUCACCGUCGGUGCCGCUAGUCCCUCCAGCAGUGCUCCUACCACAGACAGUACCGACGACUCCAGAUCAGCGUCAAGAGGAAGUAUCUGUAUUCAGUCCGGACACUCCGCUUUAUAUUUCUGACAGUGGAUAUGAAACUCGUGAUUCUGGCUGCUCGUUUAAUGGUCUUGAUGAUACAAAAUCCGACGAGCACGAUGACGACGGUGAUGCCUACACUGAUCCAGGGUCAUUGACCUCUUCAGACAGCGUUGGAUCAACUGUGAUAUGUGAGAGGCCUGACUCCGUGCAGGGAGAACGUGAAGUUUGUCCGCAGCCUGAAAUACGGUCGGGCAGUGUAAGCCCGAAGGCAUCAUCACCAACAACCCAAGCACCAGAUAGGACCUCCACCAUACCCGAGAAGCAAGAAGAAAAACCACGGCUAUGGCACCAUGAAUGGACGCUGGACGAUCAUGAAUGGACUCUUGAUGAGCUGGACCACUCCGUGAAGGAUUUUCCUCGCCAUAUGCUUCGUCUCACAUCCCCUGUGAUGGUAUUCCUCCGCAAAAACGACGAGAAGGCCUUGCUCAGGCCUUUCCGUACUAUUUUUCCUGAUGUGACCGAGAACCUGCUCGACUGCCUGUGUGCCGCCCUUCUGGCCCGCAACUAUCUGCUUUCUCUGUCAACCAUCCACCGAACCAAACCAUCUCCUUCCACACGCAACGAGUCAUACCCUCUCGAAGCGAUCCCAACAAAAGCAUACAGCACACUCGGAAUACAGCUUCCCUCUGGGUCAUCUAGCAAGACAAAAGAUCGCAUUUUUGGACCUCGCAACGCGGAGCUCCGAGCACGCCUUGAGCGCAUCGUGGACAAUCUUCUCUUCGCCAUCUGCGGCCGAUCUGAUCCUACGUUGAAAUCGGCCGUCGAAGUACUCGCUCAAGUUCUUGAGACCAAUGCUUAG